UUUUUUUGGGGGGGGGGGGAUUGUUUAACCUAAUUGUUAAGAUUUUGAUCUGAUGCUUUGAGUAUUUGGUGGUGUCAUUUGUGUUUGAUUAAAUGCGAUAAUGCUCGAGCUAGAAUGUAGUUUGUGUGUAUUUUGGUAGAUUAUUCACUUUUUUGUUUGUUUUGCUUCAAGUUUUCAGUUAUUUUGUGGGAAUUUUGGGAUAGUUUCUGGCAUCAGGAGCGCUUUAACGGUUUGAAUUGUCGUAUAUGAAAUGUUCUAAUGAAAACUUUGAGGAUGAGCUUUUACUUGUGUAUUUAUAUUCUAUUGUAAUUUCGGAAUGAUGGAGCUGAUUCAAUGUGUUUCUCUUGCUGAUCGCUUUCUCUCUGUCUUCCUAGUUGGUCUCUCCAAAUCUAAAGUCGAACUUGCACUGUGUAUUUUUUUUUUUCCGAAGUACUGUUUAUUACUUCAUGGUUUGGUUGUUUGGAGAAUGGAGGAAAAGAUAAUCAGAAAUUCGGAAUCUCAAAAUGGUUUAUGUAAUGUUUUUGGCUGUGAAAAUCUGAAAAGGCAUGAUUAAGAGAGAUGCAUUGACUGUUGUUGGUGCUGUUAUUAAAUGGCAAAACGUCAGUAAACUUCACUCAAUUUACAGGAAGAUGAAUGAGGUCUUUCUAUUAGCAUUUUCUUUUAAAGACCAAUAUGUACAUUGACCCAUUUCCAGCAGCUAGAAAUUUCAGUUUCUAUGGGCAUGAAAGAGUUAAAUGAGAUCUAAUAUUUUUUGUGCAAUUUAGUAAGUCUGUACUAAGAACACUUGAGAGACAGCUCUUUCUGCAUUUUACAAUUUGCUAUUCUGUUGUGCCCUGGGUCUAGCAGUGUCAUUAUCCUGGAUGAGUUUGUAAGCAUUGGUGGUUAAUAACCUAAGUAUCAUUUUUUUUUUCAGGUAUACAAAAUGAUUGGAUCAUUUCUCACAAGAGGACUUGUUAUGUUUUUUGGCUAUGCUUAUCCUGCUUAUGAGUGCUAUAAGACUGUUGAAAAGAAUAAGCCAGAGAUUGAGCAUCUUCGGUUUUGGUGCCAGUACUGGAUUUUGGUCGCUGUGUUGACAGUUUGUGAGAGAAUUGGAGAUGCUUUUAUUUCAUGGGUUCCAAUGUACUGUGAAGCUAAGCUGGCUUUUUACAUAUAUUUGUGGUACCCUAAGACUAAGGGCACUGCCUAUGUGUAUGAUUCCUUCUUCAGGCCAUAUGUUUCAAAGCAUGAGAAUGAAAUUGAUCGCAACUUGUUUGAACUAAGAACUAGAGCUGGAGAUAUGGCAGUUUUAUACUGGCAAAGGGCUGCAAACUAUGGUCAGACAAGAGUUUUUGAGAUUUUACAGUACAUUGCUGCACAGUCAACUCCUAGGCCUCGCCCUGCCCAGCCACAACAGCAAGGUGCUAGGGCUAACCAACCUGCUGCUCCAAAUCGUCAACCUUCUACUUCCAACCGUCAACCAGCUGCAGCACAACCAGAGACUGAAGAACCCCCAUCCCCCACUUCUAGCACAUCUUCGAGUCAACACCAAAUGGAGGUGGCAGAAGAGAUGGGUCGUUCACCAGUGAAAGAAGCAACUCCUCCUGCAGUAGUCUUAAAUGCCCUAAAAGCUCCUGCCCUAGCUUCCAAUGCUCAAAAAGCAAAUGUGACAUCUGAAACUUCCAGCUCGUCUUCAGUAUCCAAGGCAGAAGAAAUGCAAGUUGAAGCAGCGCCUUCAUCAACAAAUGAAAAUGCAAACCCUCCCACAAAAGAGACUAACAUGGAUGAAGCCAUUAGGGUUACACGUGCCAGAUUGAGGAAAAGUCGUUCCGGACCAAAAAGUUAGCUACUCGUUUUAGAUUACAAACUUAGUAGUUAAUCAUUUGGCGGGUGGCGAUGGGUCAUGGAUCAUUGUUGUUGAUGUUGAUGUAAAUUUGUUGCCUUACAUUUUUCUCAUUCCAUUUGUUGCUUUAUUUUUUAAAAAUGAAUUGGCAGAUGAAGGGUCAUGGGUUGAUAGGAGAAAAUUGAUGCUACUUUAGAAAUGAUAAAGUGAAGAUACAGUUCUUAAGUUGUUGGAAAGGAUCAAUUGAAAACAUAAAGAUGGAAGGAUGCUUCUGGGACCAUUUCGGUUUGCAUGCAAACCAUAUGAACUGAAUUUGUGUAUUGUACGCUUAACUUGAACAGUAAUGCAUUGUGAAUUUUCCUAGAAAUUAAUACUUUGUUUCCCC
Manihot esculenta (cassava) is the source of this 2204-nucleotide messenger RNA. Its product is annotated as putative HVA22-like protein g. The record is from RefSeq and is a predicted model, not a curated record. The transcript is spliced from 6 exons. Bases 923 to 1822 code for a protein of 299 amino acids. Lineage: Eukaryota; Viridiplantae; Streptophyta; Magnoliopsida; Malpighiales; Euphorbiaceae.